Messenger RNA from Hermetia illucens (black soldier fly), 1190 nucleotides. RefSeq names its product protein takeout (gene Jhbp2). NCBI's taxonomy places the organism in Eukaryota, Metazoa, Arthropoda, Insecta, Diptera, Stratiomyidae. The record is from RefSeq and is a predicted model, not a curated record. The transcript has 5 exons. Bases 298 to 1035 code for a protein of 245 amino acids.
CUUGGAAUGCGAUUGUACCGUUGCUAAGAUUAUUUGUGACCUAGACCUCAGCCAAGACAGAAGUGUUCGAAAUCGCGGUGCUAGUAGUGAAUAAAAAAGAUAUUAAUAGUAAAGACGCAGAUUUUGUUAGUCUUUUUAUUAAUUAGUUUCUAUUAUUCCUAGUCACUUGAAUAAUUUUUGAAAGUGCAAACAGAAAGUGUUUAGACAAGAAGCAAACGAGUCGUGAAUUUUUAUUUGCAAUUCCCCAAUUGCCCUUUGUGUAGAGGAUUACUCGAACCAUACCAAAUAUCCGUUGAAAUGAAGAGUUUAAUAUUUGCUAUUUUAAUUAUCGGUUUCGAGACGAUUUCGGCACAACAGCCCUACUACCUCCAACAAUGCCCUAGGGACGAGAACGUAGUGAAUGAAUGUCUAAAAAGCAGUGGAAAUCGUCUGGUAAAAUAUCUACGGGAGGGAGUUCCCGAAUUAGAUAUUUAUGAAGUGGAGCCAGUCAUCAUUGACGAGAUUGGAAUUAUGCUAGGAAGUGGACCAGAUGGAUAUCGGGCUGUCUUCCGAAAUAUUGAAGCGUAUGGAGUGAGCAAUUUAACUGUUACCAAUGUGAGAUCUGAUAUUGAUUCACUUCAGUUCCAACUUACCUUAGAAAUUCCAAAGAUCAAAGUUCGAGCAAAAUAUCAAUCAUCUGGAAUUUUAAUUCUAGUCCGUGCUUCUGGAUCUGGAGACUAUUGGGGAGAAUAUGACGGAGUAAAGGCUAAAGUGUACUUCAAAGCUAAUGGUCAACCAAACGAAAAUGGCCUUACCUAUUUGUCCCUUGAGAAUAUUAAAAUGGAUUUCAGCGUAAAAGAUAUCCGAAUGGGAGUGGAAAAUAUCGCAAAUGAGAACGUUGUGAUUAAAGCUGCACUGAAUCUUUUCAUAAAUACAAAUGCCCAGGAUCUCCUUAAGGAAAUGAAACCAGCAUUGAAGAGUAAACUCUCGUUAGUUAUAGGCAACUUCAUGGAACGGUUAUUUAAAAAAAUCCCCUUAGAACAUUGGCUCUAUUAAUUUAUUUUAUAAGUUUUCAAAGAACUCACUAGAAAUGUAAGAUUGUUACUUCAUGUAGUUAAUUCGAAGUAUGGAAAGUUUCUUGAUUUGCUACGUUUAUUCAUUAGAUUGACUCUCUAUUAAAUAAAUUAUUAUUUUUUUGUUGGUUUUGUAAA